Messenger RNA from Alternaria conjuncta, 333 nucleotides. It is a transcript of the gene RPL30, whose product is annotated as 60S ribosomal protein L30. The transcript has 4 exons. Gene Ontology annotation, cellular component: cytosolic large ribosomal subunit. The record is from RefSeq and is a predicted model, not a curated record. The coding region runs from base 1 to 333 and encodes 110 amino acids. NCBI's taxonomy places the organism in Eukaryota, Fungi, Ascomycota, Dothideomycetes, Pleosporales, Pleosporaceae. Gene Ontology annotation, molecular function: RNA binding; structural constituent of ribosome.
AUGGCCCCCAAGAAGAACAAGAGAACCGCCGACUCCAUCAACUCGCGCCUGGCGCUUGUGAUGAAGUCCGGUAAGGUCACCCUCGGCUACAAGUCUACCCUCAAGAGCCUGCGCACUGGAAAGGCCAAGCUCGUCAUCAUUGCCGGAAACACCCCUCCUCUGAGGAAGUCUGAGCUCGAGUACUACGCCAUGUUGUCCAAGACCUCCGUCCACCACUUCUCCGGCAACAACAUUGAGUUGGGCACUGCUUGCGGUAAGCUCUUCCGCUGCUCCGUCAUGUCCAUCCUCGAUGCCGGUGACUCCGACAUCCUGUCCCAGAACACCGAGAACUAG